Mangifera indica (mango) is the source of this 583-nucleotide messenger RNA. Its product is annotated as arabinogalactan protein 20. The record is from RefSeq and is a predicted model, not a curated record. NCBI's taxonomy places the organism in Eukaryota, Viridiplantae, Streptophyta, Magnoliopsida, Sapindales, Anacardiaceae. The transcript has 2 exons. Bases 238 to 465 code for a protein of 75 amino acids.
AACCUCAAUAACAAGAUAUCAAUGUGGACCUGGUUUCAUUUUUUUAUACCCAUAAUACCCUGUGUGGACUGCCGAUUUUAUUAUAAACCAACUUUCUCUUCUUUCUCUUCUGCAUCCUCCUCUCAAAUCGAAAUCUGUCUUCUAUCUAUUUGUUACACAUUGUUCUCACUCACAUUACUUCACUGAGAAACAAGCGUUAGAUUAGAAUAGAGAGAGAGAGAGAGAGAGAGAAGAGCAAUGGAAGUUAUUAUGUCUCGGGCCUUUUACUGCUGCUUGGCUGUGUUGGCCAUUGUUUUCGCCAUAAUCUCGCCAUCCGUUGACGGCCAAUCAACGGCCCCUGCACCUAGCCCUACAAGUGACGGGACUUCUAUCGAUCAAGGCAUUGCGUACGUGCUUAUGCUGGUUGCUUUGGUGCUUACAUACCUCAUCCAUCCACUAGACGCAUCUUCCUAUAACUUCUUUUAAAUUUUUGUGUCAAAGCUAGGUGGUUUAUAUCAAUGGCUGACAAUGUGGAUAAUUUAAAUUACCUUGGUUGUGUAUUUAUUAUUUAGCUGAAUGCUAUUGCUUGUUAUUUCUUUUUGCA